UACUUUUUGUGCGUGAUCCUCGAUUCCGGAAUGGUAUCCGCCCAAUCUCGGACUAGCAUGAAGUAGUAGAUUCGAUCUCGGAGCUCUUGAGGAAGAUCCAGCAAACGAAAAUAUUUUUCCAUGGUUGCUGGUGUUAAGGAUGGUGUAACACACUUUCCUAAAUUUGAAAACGACGUCAAUCAAUGAUUUUGCAAAAUUGGUAAAGUUGCAGUGCCACUCCAGACGGCGUCACCCGACGUUGCUGUAGGCACAUACCUUCAGUCCGCAGCUAAAUCUUUCGACAAGGUGUUGGUAUAUUGCAGUUUAAUACUAGUGAGGCACAGCUGCAGUACGUUGUUGGUAGAUGUAGAAUGAGAAAAUUAGGUCUGGGAGAUGGUGGAACGAGCGGUUAAGUACAGUAGCUGGCUCGGUGGCGAGCAACACAACAGAAGCCUUACUAAGCAGCAGCGACUACUUCACCUCCCCCUCACUCACUACAACUCCACAAGCUUCCACCCUUACCAUCGCUUUCGUGCUGCUGUCAACCCAUUCAGCUCGAUGAAGGCCCUCGGCGCCAUGGAAGAGAAUCCGUCCUCAGAUGCGGCAGCUACCGCCAGCUUCCGACUGCUUGACCUGCCCAGAGAGAUCCGAAACCUGAUAUACGAGAAGAUGGUAGUCCGGGACAAGGUUGACGUCCAGGCUAUCCGAGUACGUGAAGAUGGCAGACUUGACCAAUAUUUCGGGCUGUCUCUGACCUACCCGGUAAGGCUGGCCGCGAAGACACACCACUCGAGAAGCGUAUGGUCAUGGGUGUGGGGCGACUACGAUGAAACCCUAGUCAUGAGCUAUCAUCUGGGUGCUAUGCCUGAACGCUUUAUUUUUCCUCACUGCACCUAUCAACUGAAGACCACCGACGACGCUUCGAAACCUGGCAGGGGAAGACCGCAUCUCCAAAUUUUCUUGACGAACAAGCAGAUCUACGAAGAAGCACAGCUGAUAUUCUACUCUAAGAACACAUUCGCUUUCAGCGAAGUUCCUGCAUGCGCGGCCUUUCUUCACGACAGAUCUCCAGAAACACUCCGUACGAUCCGCAGCAUUGAAUUUCACGUCGAUGAAAAGAUAGAUCCUCCAACGGAUGACGUUCAGGAUGUGAAAAAGCAGCCAUAUAUCUAUUCCGGAGGUCGGGAUAUGGCUCUUGGCGAGCUGAUCAGCCAGCGGAUGGCAUUCCGUCACCUGACGCUCUUCAUCCGAACGUUCUUGGUUGGCGAGUUUGACGACGACUAUGAGAGGUGGGAUUGGGCCAACCGUGAGAAAGUCGAAAUGAGCACCGAAUGGUAUUCCUGGAUCCCAGCUUGGGUGCCAACCUUUCCAAGAAUCAACAAAAAUCUUGACUCUCUUGAGGUUGUUUGGGAAGCAGAUGCCGCACGUGUUGUAGGACGGUCAGUCAAAGCUGUUCGAGCUAUGAGGUCUGCCAUGGUCAAGAAUAGUGGAAAAUUUACAUAUCCCAAGAAUGAAGGCAUUCGAGUUCUCAUGAGGCGUCGGCAUCAGGGAUUUGGCCAUUCCCACCGCGACAGUGACCGCUUCAUGACGGUUCACAUGCAAGCCGAUCAACAUGGCAGAAGCACCAUUCGGCAACGCCAAAACGCUCUCUGGGACCCUGAAGGAGAGUGCUGUCAUUGCAACCGCGAUGAGGAGCUUGAUCCUUGCGCUUGCCAAAAGAAACCAGCAGCUGGACAGCAAGCUGGUAUAGCCAACCAGACUCACGGAAGUCGGUCGAAUGUGACUUCAGCCGUUCAGGACACUGCAGGAGACGGUGAAGGCAAUGGCGAAGACGAGAACAAUAAACGAAGGCGACGGCCAAGAAAGCGCCAGCAACAACGGAGACCCUGAUAGCUUGAGUGUCCAUGGUUGGAGUGAUGACGAAGCGGAGGA
Mytilinidion resinicola is the source of this 1911-nucleotide messenger RNA. RefSeq lists its product as uncharacterized. The record is from RefSeq and is a predicted model, not a curated record. Bases 373 to 1869 code for a protein of 498 amino acids. The transcript has 2 exons. Lineage: Eukaryota; Fungi; Ascomycota; Dothideomycetes; Mytilinidiales; Mytilinidiaceae.